UAUAUAAACGAUCUCCAUAGUAACUGCUAUUCGCCUCAGCGGAGCAUCGUCGGAUCUUUACCACAGACAAUCACUUCGAAACAAUCCCGCUAGGAACUGUUUUCCUCUAGUUUUGUUUUAAUAUUUUGUUCUGUUUAACACAGUUGCUCUGCUGAAUACUUGGCAGUGCGUGAAUGGGAAUCAAAGACACAUUUCUGCUUCGUUAGCCCGCUAACGUCUGGAAUGGAUCAGUACAGUAUUCUGGGCAGGAUCGGGGAAGGAGCUCACGGAAUUGUUUUCAAAGCCAAACACAUCGAGACUGGAGAGACGGUGGCUUUGAAAAAAGUAGCUCUGCGAAGACUUGAAGAUGGGAUUCCGAACCAGGCCCUGCGAGAAAUCAAAGCCCUGCAAGAGAUCGAGGACAACCAAUAUGUGGUGAAGCUGAAGGACGUCUUCCCCCACGGCACGGGCUUUGUGCUGGUGUUUGAGUACAUGUUGUCAGAUCUAUCAGAAGUCCUUCGGAAUUCCCAGCGUCCUCUCACCGCGUCCCAGGUCAAAGGUUACAUGAUGAUGCUGCUGAAAGGAGUGGCUUUCUGCCACGAGAACUCCAUCAUGCACCGGGAUCUGAAGCCUGCAAACCUUCUAAUCAGCUCCACGGGUCACCUGAAGAUCGCUGACUUCGGUCUGGCCAGGCUCUUUUCCAAUGAAGGAGAUCGUCUGUACAGCCACCAGGUGGCCACCAGAUGGUACAGAGCGCCAGAACUUUUGUAUGGUGCCCGGAAAUAUGAUGAAGGAGUUGAUCUCUGGGCAGUGGGCUGUAUUUUUGGGGAGCUGUUGAACAACUCUCCACUUUUCCCCGGAGAGAAUGACAUUGAGCAGUUGUGCUGUGUGUUACGAGUGCUGGGAACCCCCAACCAGAAAGUUUGGCCAGAAAUAACAGAACUACCGGACUACAAUAAGAUCACGUUUAAAGAAAACCCCCCCAUUCCUUUGGAGGAGAUCGUGCCGGACACGUCACCACAAGCUGUGGACCUGCUGAAGAAGUUCCUCGUCUAUCCGUCCAAACAGAGGAUCAGCGCUAGACAGGCUUUGCUCCAUCCGUAUUUCUUCACAGACCCUCUCCCGGCUCAUCACUCAGAGCUGCCCAUCCCUCAGCGAGGAGGAAAGCACUCCAGACAGCGCAUGCAACCCCCUUAUGAAUUCACAGUGGAUCGACCUUUACACGAGAGCUUGGUGGACCCGAGUCUGAUCCAGAGACAUGCGCGGAGCUGUUUAUGACAGCGGUAUGAGCACAAAUGUAGGGCUUUGUACUUUGUUUCACAGCAGGAAGUGGCCCAUUAAGUCAUACACAUUUAUUUCAUUUUUUAAGGACAAUGAAAAAAUUGUUAUAAAGCUGUGUUAUACAGGAAUAGGCUAUAUGAUGUUUCAGUAUUGCUGAAUAUACUUUUACUGAACAUUUUUAGCUUUAUUUUUCUGUGAUAUGUUUAAAUUCCAUCAAAUAUUUUCAAGAAAUGAUCAAUUAUUAGUAAUCAAUACAUAAAAAGCCAUAAUUAUGACAAAAAGUCACAAUUUGUCACAAUUAUGAUUUUUGUUCGUCAGUAUGAUUUACCAAAGCAUGCUUUGUCAUUUCUUGAGGAUGAAAAAAUAAAUAAAUGUUCAAAUUCUCUGUUAUACAGGUUAGAGGUUAUAUAAUGUUUCCGUUUUGAGUAUACUUUUAGUAAACUUUCAAAUGGCCUAUAUGUAACUUUUUUGUGAUGAUUAAAUUUCUAAUAAAGAAAUAAUCAGUUAUGGGAUGAAAAUUCAAAAUUAUGACAUACUAAGACAUUGUCAUAUUUAUGAGAUGAAAGUCAAAAUUUGUAUGUCUUUUUUUAAUGUCUUUUAUGUCAGAAUUUUGACUUAUGAUUUACUAAAGCAUGAUUUGUCAUUUGUUGAUGAUGAAAAAAAUGAAAUAUUCAGAUAAUUAUUUAUAAUGCUCUAUUAUACGGGAAUAGAUGAUGUAAUGUUUCAGUUUUAGUGAAUUUUCAAAGGGCAUGUCUAACUGUAUUACAUGCUGUAGGUUACAGAACACAUUCUAGAGGAGUAGCCUAUUUGACUUGAUAUCAUCUCAAGCUGUUUUACUUACUCCACUUCAGAGGAAUUGUAAAAUGAGAAUGGAAAAAAACAAAACGAUUCUUCCUUUUUCCUCAACAACCAUUAACCUUAUCACACCAGCUGGUGUAAAUUAACUGGUUUAGGUUUUAUUCAGUUAGGUGGAACUUUAUAUGGUAAUGGUUGCACCAGAACAGGUUUGGUCAUGUAGUUCAGUGCCAACACUCUUCACAGCACCAUGUUUUGCACCAAAGAACAAAUCGCCAGGUUACUACUGUAGUUUUAAUUAAAUUAAAUUGAUCAAAAGUGACAGUUAAGACAUUUAUAAUAUUCAUUCUAAAAAAAAUUCUACCUUUCAAAUGGUCGUUACAUUGUUGAAAAGCUGUGAAGGAAAUUAGUCUUAUCACCGAACAUGCAAACAACGAGUUUCUAUUAAUAGUGCAUAAAGCAGUUCUGUUCUUGUUUUAUAGCUUAGAUUAUGUACUUAAAUACUGAAUUACUUUUUUUAAUUUCACUUAAGUAAUUUGACCACUAACUCAGUCGUAGUGGUGAAUCAUUUCACACAACCUCAAAGGUGGAGGCAAAUAGUGUAACUUCAGUGAAUCUUCUGUUAACAUAGACAUGAUAGUGCAGUCAGGGCACAUAAACUCCAGACCAGGAGUUUUGUUCUGUUGUGGUCUUUUAAAAAUGUCAUACUUUAUAUUUUUAGCUGAAUGACAGACACUCUCUAACACACCGCAUCAUUCACCGCUCUAAUUUCCCUUCUGAACAAUGGGAAAGAAAACGGUACGCUUUGAUUAACAAAUGACUUCCACAGCCCUUCUCUGUGUGCCUGUGGUCAGGCUGGAUGUCUUUAGAAUGAUUGCAGCAUUUGUCUCUAUUUGCAUCGGUGCGAUCCGCUCAACUGUCCACUUGUGUUACAUAUUAAGCUGCGCUUUGCAUCUGUUAUUGGCUCCACUUUCCCUUUUGCUUGUAUCAAGAUUUUUUUACAUUGGUUAUAAUUCAUCGAAUUCAUAGCAAGUUUAGUUAAAGGGAUAGUUCACACCAAAAUAAAUACUGUAAAUACUUUGCUAAUAUCUUGUUAAAAUAUCUUGUCAGAGAAUGUUUUGGAAAUUUGGAAAGAGAUGAGAGUGAGUAAAUGAUGGCAGAAUUAAUUUUCAUAUUGUAAGUUUAAUUUCUCUAUUUUGUAUUUUACGUUAUUUAAUUUGAGAUAUAUAAUAAAGAAAAUAUUUGAGAA
This is a messenger RNA of Cyprinus carpio (common carp), 3304 nucleotides long. RefSeq names its product cyclin-dependent kinase 20 (gene cdk20). Lineage: Eukaryota; Metazoa; Chordata; Actinopteri; Cypriniformes; Cyprinidae. Gene Ontology annotation, cellular component: nucleus. The record is from RefSeq and is a predicted model, not a curated record. Gene Ontology annotation, molecular function: ATP binding; cyclin-dependent protein serine/threonine kinase activity. Gene Ontology annotation, biological process: protein phosphorylation.